AUGCAUAAGUGCAACAAUUUACAGCUGCGUGAUGUCUCCAGCUUCACAUCAUCGAAAAAACUCAGCCGAUGUCGUUCCUUUCAUUUCCGUUAUUUGGAAUUGUGUCGUGCCAAAAAUCUCACCCCGUUAACUGAUAUUAAGGCGAAAAAUAAUUGCACCUCUUCAUUGGAUUUUUAUGGCGAUAAAUUAGAUGUUAACGAUUGGUUGCUGAUCGUUGAGGCUCUCUACUAUGAUGAGGUUCUGCAAACAUUGGCAAUACGCAUGCGGAAAACAUUUCCCACGGUUCUAGAACAUUUGGAUACGGAAAAGAAAGCUCGACUAUUUCGUCAAAAACCGGUGCUAUUUACGAAAUUCAUAUUUUCUGGUGUUGUGGAGGCGGUAUCGAACUGCAUUCAAUUUAAUAAGAAUUUAAGAGUGCUAAUUCUUGAUGGACUGCCAUUGAAUGACAAAUAUGUGGGAACUAUAGCUAAGGCUCUCUCAUCCAAUGUCAGUUUAAAUGAAAUAAGCUUCCAACGAUCCAAUGUUGGCGACAAAGGUUGUGAGGCCAUUUGUAAUACCAUUAAAUAUUUGGAAAAUAUUGAAAAACUAAAUUUAUCCGAAUGUCAGUUGACGACAAAAGGUGCCGAAUUUGUGGCGGAUAUGGUGAAAAUACAAAAAAUAAGUCGCUACACAGAAGGCUGGCAAAAAUCCUUGCGUUAUCGAGAUGUAGAUCCUGAUACUAUGCCAGGCUUGAGAUCACUCGCACUGGCUCGAAAUCCUCAAAUCGGAGAUGAGGGUAUAAAACCGAUAGUGGAGGUGCUGAAGGAAGAUGUGUGGAUAAAGGUUAUUGACAUGGAAAAUUGUGGUCUUACCGAUCGUGCGGCAAAUCUGAUAUUGGAUUGUUUGGAGCUGAAUAAUUAUAUUAUCGACUUUAAUGUUCGUGGUAAUCCGGGUAUAACUAAGUUCCUGCAACGCAGUAUACGUGAACAAUUGGGAAAAGAAGAUGAAGACCAACUAUUGUUGACGGAACAAAAUCAAGAAUUAGUACCAGGGCCGAAUGGCACCAUGAUAAAAAGGCCAAAAGUAACCAUAGCCGCCCUCAAGGAACAAUUGAAAAUUCUUGAAGAACAAUUGGAAUUUGAGCGUAUGUUACGCGAAAAAGCGGAACAAUUAAAUGAUAAACUUAAUCAACAGAUAUUGGCCUAUGAGUCACAAUUGGAAACUAAAAUGAACUCUCAAAUACCAGAUGGUUAUGUACUGGUUAAGGAUGAGUCCUUGCAAUCGAUUAUAAGGGAGCGUAAUGACUUUCAAAAAUUGGCCACAAGUGCGGCCGGUAGUAAUGAUGAAGCCACACCACGCCAAACUGUGCAGCGUUUGCAACAUUCGAUGGAAAUAACCUUGAAAGAUGAAUCCGAAUAUCAUGAAAUGUCUAACCCGAUUAAUGGUAGUUCAUCUAAAACCAGUGAAAAAACUCUAACACCAAAGGAGUCAAGAAAGUCGCAUAAAGUUCGCAAGGUCAAAAGUGAAAUAAAAUAUGCGGAAUCACCCGCUAAGGAAUCGGCGAAACGCAAAGUUUCAAAAUCAGAUCAUGAAUUCUCGAACGAGAGCGAUGUCAAUGUGGCCGCAAUACAGAUUGAGAGCAACAUUGGUGAUACCGUAUCCAAUAAUACAAGUCGCAGUACAGUGUCCACGGUAAUAAAUACUCGCAUGCAGCUGCGAAGUGCCAAAAAGAAUAAUGUAAAUUUUUGCAAUAACAACAACAACGCCAACGGCAAUGGAGACAAAAACAGCAGCAACAACAACAAUUUUUCACAAAAUACAUUUAACAAACAUCACAAUAUAAUUCAAAAGAAAUUAGAACUGGACGAUCUAUCAAUGACAACGCCGAGAAGUACAAAUAGUGAAAUUAAUUCCACCUCCGAUUCGGAUACUUUACGCAAUGACUUCAUCGAUAAUUAUCAACCGUUAAAGGUGUUUAUGAGGAGGAGUAAAAAAUCCCCAGCAAUGCCAUUGACACCUAUACCAAUGUCACCAAGAAGUACCACUAGUGAUGAUCCAGAGCAAGGGAAUGUAGAAAAGUAUUGCAAUAAUCGAAGAACUGUUGGAAAGAGCUUUGAUAAAUCACCACGUUCAUUGUUUUUUGGAUUGGCGGAGAAUUGA
Messenger RNA from Musca vetustissima, 2139 nucleotides. Its product is annotated as protein Cep78 homolog. Gene Ontology annotation, molecular function: protein binding. The transcript is spliced from 6 exons. The record is from RefSeq and is a predicted model, not a curated record. Gene Ontology annotation, cellular component: centrosome. NCBI's taxonomy places the organism in Eukaryota, Metazoa, Arthropoda, Insecta, Diptera, Muscidae. Bases 1 to 2139 code for a protein of 712 amino acids.